This is a messenger RNA of Pomacea canaliculata, 1904 nucleotides long. Its product is annotated as heat shock 70 kDa protein 14-like. Gene Ontology annotation, biological process: protein refolding; cellular response to unfolded protein. Gene Ontology annotation, molecular function: heat shock protein binding; ATP-dependent protein folding chaperone; ATP hydrolysis activity. The transcript is spliced from 14 exons. The record is from RefSeq and is a predicted model, not a curated record. Gene Ontology annotation, cellular component: cytoplasm; ribosome. NCBI's taxonomy places the organism in Eukaryota, Metazoa, Mollusca, Gastropoda, Architaenioglossa, Ampullariidae. Bases 117 to 1664 code for a protein of 515 amino acids.
AACGUGUUUCCUUUUCGCCGGUACAGUUGUCGAAAUGUGAUUGGUUCAUUCAGCGAUCUAAAAAUAGUACACCGGAAGUUGUAGCUGCACGAGAGAGAGCAACAAAGUGUUUUUAAAUGGCGGCCUUCGGUGUUCACUUCGGCACGUGUUCUGCUUGCCUGGCUGUUUACAAGGAUGGGAAAACAGAUGUUGUAGCCAAUGAUCUUGGAGACAGAGUAACACCUUGUGUUGUUGCUUUCACUGAACAUGAAGUGACAGUUGGGGCAGCAGCUAAACAAGGAAUAAUUCGCAAUGCAUCAAAUACAGUUUCACAAGUUAAACGUGUUCUUGGCCGAAACUUUGAUGAUCCUGUAUCACAAGCCUACAUUUCAUCCUGUCCAGUCAAGAUCCUCAAGCAGGACACCACACCAGUCUUUGAGGUGGACUGCCAGGGGAGGAAACAGCAGAUCAAACCCAGUAAAAUAGCUGAAAUCAUCUACCGAAAAAUGUUAGAAACAGCUCAGAGUCAUGGAGGAAGUGGGAUCCAGGAUGCUGUAUUGGCUGUACCUGGUGACUUCACAGCUGAGCAGAGAAAUGCUGUCAGUGAAGCUGCAACAAAGGCUGGGUUCAACGUCCUGCGAGUGAUCAAUGAGUGCUCUGCUGCCGCAUUAGCAUAUGAUCUUGGUCAAGUGGACAACAGUGAAGAGUAUAAUGUGCUUGUUUAUCGACUGGGGGGUACGUCCCAUGAGGCUACUGUGCUGCAGAUCCAAAAUGGCAUGUACCGCAUUCUAGCAUCUUGUAAUGACCAUUCUUUUGGUGCUGAUCACUUCACAGAGAUUCUACAAAAGCACCUUGCAUCUGAGUUCCAAAGAAUGUAUCGCAGUGAUCCUCUGGAAAACAAAAGAGCUGCAGCCAAGCUCCUGUUGAGUGCAGAAGUCUGUAAGCAUACUCUGUCCAAUCUUACCAAUGCUCAGUGUGCUGUGGAUUCUCUACAUGAUGGCAUUGAUUUUCACUGUCCUGUGUCAAGGGCUAGAUUUGAGAGUUUGUGUAGCACCAUUCUUCCACAAUGCACACAGCUAAUACAGUCUGCACUAACAGAGGCUGUCUGCUCCAAACAGGACAUAAUGCGGGUAGUGCUCUGUGGGGGUGGUGCCAGGAUGCCCCUGGUGCAACGUGUUAUUUCAGACUUUUUUCCAGCAUCAGAACAGCUUACAUCAGUCAGUGGCGAUGAAGUUAUAGCCAUUGGGGCAGCUAAAGAGGCUGCAAUCUUGGUGGGCAAAGAGGAUAGUCAACUGCUUGAGAUGGAAAAUCAAACUUCAGUGCAGUGUCUUUCCAAAGCAGUUGCCAUCAGGGUAAAUGGUGAAAAGGAAGAUAAUAGCAACAGGCUGCAAGUAAUCUUUCCAAUAGGCAGUUUGAUUCCCUCAAGACAGCAGCACACAGCAACACUGACUUCUACUCAAACAUCUUUUGUCCUGGAAGUGUAUGAAGCGGGCGAUACAGAUAGUCUUGGCACAGCCCAGAAACUUGGAAAGAUUGUUAUGAGGGAUCUCCCAGCUGGAGCAGUUAUCAAGACUAACUUCCAUCUGAAGAGAGAAGGGGACUUGCAUAUAACAAGCCACGAUGUCACAUCAGGUCACCAAGAGAGCAUCAGCAUUGGAGCCUCAAGCAGUUCUGACCAAAGUUGAUGAGGUUUUACCUUAGGCAUUUCACAUUUUAAUCUUUUCUGAGUUUUGGCUUGUGUAGAUGACGUACUUGCAACUGAGCAUUAAUUGGUCCGCUAUUUUGAAAGCAAAAGAAGUCUCUGUUAACUAUGUGUGAUAUUGUGAGCUAGUGAAGCAUUCAAAACAGAAAUGGGUUCCAUGUGUUGUUUAUUCACUUGUUCAUUCUCAAAGCAAUUUGUAAACACAAUAAAAUUGUUUCAUCAA